Molecule: messenger RNA, 1428 nt
Organism: Penicillium maclennaniae
Lineage: Eukaryota; Fungi; Ascomycota; Eurotiomycetes; Eurotiales; Aspergillaceae
Exons: 3
Coding region: 1-1428 (475 amino acids)
Source: RefSeq, a predicted model, not a curated record
AUGUCUACCGUUGCGACCCAGGGCCCCGUCGAGGCACGAUCGCUCUCGUCCAUCACCGCCAUCGCAUCCAACCCCCCCCGCCUAUCCGCGCAAUCCCACCCACGAGAAACACGACCCUUUAGUGCUAUACAUCGUCCGGGUCCCCGGCAGUCAAGAUGCCCGCAUGAGACAGAUAUAUUCCUCUCUCCUCUCAAGCCACCGACGAAAUCUAGCGUCUCCGCCGAGGCAAUUAACGCGUCUCUAUACUAUCUCCAUGUUGCGACACCUGACGACGAUGCGCUACUGCAGGAAGUCGAGCAAGAGCGAGAGGAGGAGGCUCAGCGCCGGAGGGAGGCCUUGGAGGCUGCCGGCGCAGAUGCAGAUGAUCCUUCGCAGCGCGAGUUUCUUCGUAUGAACAAAGUCCGAAGGAAACCAGUGGGCGGCAAGGAUCUAGACCAGGAGAAUGAAGGGCCGAUGCAGCAGAAUAGCGUGCCUCAAGCUCUAGCAGAACUUCCAGCAGCGCCGCCACCCUUGCCGCGCCGACCUAAUCUCACGCCUGAAGUCUCUACAGAGUACAUGUCCUUUACUGGAACAUCUGUUGCCAAUGCGCAGCAACAUCCUACAAAUCGACUUAUACCGGUACCCCUCCCAGUCGAGCAAAUAAGUGAAAAGCAACUGGGCCCGCGGAAAUUCCACCGCCAAGUCUGCGUCUCCAAACCAUUCGACGACUCAAACGGCACUCGUCACCCUUCAGACCUUAAGAGCGGCUAUUACGUCUUCAAAUCACCCUGGAAUGGCACCUGCACAUUCUCCAGCAGCGUCAACGGCCGCAGUCUCAAAUGUAAACAUAUGAUCUCCGGACCAGGUCAUGCCCCUAUAAGCGAAGGCGAGAACCCCAAUCCCGCUGUGACAGUCGCCGAAAUUCGCUUCAACACUCCAUUCCAAGCAGCAAAUUUGCACUAUCAUACAUCAAUUCGCACACACGGGCACUCCCUCCAAAGUCCGACUCACAAUCUUCCCCCAUCUCCAGACUCACCAACGCACCCGAAUCUGGCUACUUCCAAACGCAAUUCCUUCUCCGCCCUCCUGAACCCAAAUACCUACUCUCGACCACGUGCACAGUCGGGUCCUAAUGCCGUCGUUCCUGAAAAUUCUCGUCAACCCAUGAGUCCGGCACAUAUCCUGCGGCGGACGUCUCUCCCAGCCCAGCGCUUCGCGCGCCAGACUCAAUUCCAGCAUCACCGGCGCAGUGAGAGUACGAGUAGUGGUGGAGCGGAUUCAGACGAAGAUAGACUCGAUCUAUCACUUGCGCGAGAGCUAGCGGGCGGUGGAAUGCGCGGCAAGAGCGCGAAGCUGGGAAAGUUGAUUGUCGAAGACGAGGGGAUCAAGAUGUUGGAUCUUGUAGUCGCGGCUUGUAUGGCUGUUUGGUGGCGUGGGUACUACCAUUGA